AUGGAAGACAUUAAUUAUAAAAGUAAUAGCUAUAUCUAACUUUAAGUUGUAUUAUUGGGGGAUGCAGGAGUUGGAAAAACCUAUAUAUUGAAUCAGUAUGUGAGAGGUCAGCAACCAAGGAACAAUUUGCCCACAAUUGGUAUCGAAUUCGCAACGAAAACUGUGACAUUGCAGGAUGGAGGAAAGAUUUAGGUUUAAAUUUGGGAUACAGCUGGAUAAGAGAGAUACAGAGCUAUUACAACCAAUCAUUUUCGAGGGGCAGGAGGUGCUUUGUUGGUUUAUGAUAUAACUAAAGAAAAAACAUUUGAAAAUUUAACAAGAUGGAUGGAAGAACUUAAAACAGCAGCCAACAAAGAUGUCGUCAUGUAUCUGGUUGGUAAUAAAACUGAUUUGGUUGAGAGAUAAAACAAUUCAAGGAAAGUCACAAGGGAAGAAGGGUAAUAAUUCGCAGGCGAAAAUGGAUUAUUCUUUGAAGAGACUUCUGCUUACAGAGGAACCAAUAUUGCACAAUGCUUUGAAAAACUAAUUGAAGAGAUGUAUAAAAAGAAAAAUUUAUUAGUAACUCAAUAAUAAUAAUAAGAAUGGAAUGCAUAAUUGAAAGUAAUCGAAGCUCCUAUGUGCAGUAAAUGCUGA
This is a messenger RNA of Paramecium tetraurelia, 633 nucleotides long. RefSeq lists its product as uncharacterized. NCBI's taxonomy places the organism in Eukaryota, Ciliophora, Oligohymenophorea, Peniculida, Parameciidae. The transcript has 3 exons. Gene Ontology annotation, molecular function: GTP binding; GTPase activity. The record is from RefSeq and is a predicted model, not a curated record. Gene Ontology annotation, cellular component: endosome.